CAGAGGACUAGGAGGCAGCAGUUGGAAGUUGGCAGGUGGAGAGGACUUACAGCCAAAAAUUUUCAAACUUCGAGAAGAGUACUUUCUUAGCCAUGGCCGAGCCACUCUUGGAACAUCAGCACCAGCCUCAAACUAGCAACUGUACAGGUGCUGCUGCCGUCCAUGAAGAGCGGAACCCUGAUCGCCCCCCAGGCGCGGAGGAGCGGGUGCCGGAGGACAGUAGGUGGCAAUCGACAGCGUCCCCCCAGUCGGGUGGCCGUCCAGGGCAGGAGGGGGAAGGGAGCCUGGGGCCCCAGCCGCCUCCUCUGCAGACCCAGGACUGUCCAGAACUUAGCUGCCCGGAAGCCGGCGAGAAGGGCCAGAAUGGGGACGACUUGUCCGCUGGCAGAGUACCCCCGCCAACGGCGGGAGGGGAACCGAGGCCCGAAGCCGAACCGCUCGCCAAGCCAUGUCAUGACGCCGAGGCCAACAAGUUGGGGGCGCCUGCUGCAGGAGGCGAGGAGUCAUGGGGACAGCAGCUGAGACAGCUGGGCAAGAAAAAACAUAGGAGACGCCCCUCCAAGAAGAAGCGGCAUUGGAAACCGUACUACAAGCUGACCUGGGAGGAGAAGAAAAAGUUCGACGAGAAACAGAGCCUGCGAGCUUCGAGGAUUCGAGCCGAGAUGUUCGCCAAGGGCCAGCCGGUCGCACCCUAUAACACCACGCAGUUCCUCAUGGAUGAUCACGACCAGGAGGAGCCAGAUCUCAAAACAGGCUUCUACCCCAAGAGGGCUGCCGCCAAAUCCGACGACACCAGCGAUGAGGACUUUAUGGAAGAAGCGGGCGAGGAGGAUGGGGGCAGCGAUGGGAUGGGAGGAGACGGCAGCGAGUUUCUGCAGCGGGACUUCUCGGAGACAUACGAGCGGUACCACGCGGAGAGCCUACAGAACAUGAGCAAGCAGGAGCUCAUCAAGGAGUACCUGGAGCUGGAGAAGUGCCUCUCGCGCAUGGAGGACGAGAAUAACCGGCUGCGGCUGGAAAGCAAGCGGCUGGGCAGCGACGACGCGCGUGUGCGGGAGCUGGAGCUGGAGCUGGAGCGGCUGCGCGCCGAAAACCUCCAGCUGCUUACGGAGAACGAACUGCACCGACAGCAGGAGCGAGCGCCGCUGUCCAAGUUUGGAGACUAGAUUGAAACUUUGGGGUGGGGGGGCGGGCAAAGGGGACUUUUUACAGUGAUGGAAUGUAACAUUAUAUACAUGUGUAUAUAAGACAGUGGACCUUUUUAUGACAUAAUCAGAAGAGAAAAUCCCCCCGGCUUUGGUUGGUUUGGUAAAUUUAGCUAUGAUGUAGCUUGCGUGCUUUCUCCUGUUCUCUAAUUAUGUGAAACUGAGGGUUGCUUUUCUUGUGUUUCUUUUUGGAAGUGUUUUUUUUUUUUUUUUUAUGUGCAAGUAAUUCGACCAAAUUAUAAUGCAUUUUUUUUUUUUUUUGUUAAAAAUCUCUUCCUUAAAGCUAUAAGGUGGCCAAAUCUGAGAACAAUUAAAUUCUAGAUAUAAUAAAUUUAAUACUUGUAAAUGUAA
This is a messenger RNA of Pteropus alecto (black flying fox), 1556 nucleotides long. It is a transcript of the gene HEXIM1, whose product is annotated as hexamethylene bisacetamide inducible 1. The coding region runs from base 93 to 1166 and encodes 357 amino acids. Gene Ontology annotation, molecular function: 7SK snRNA binding; cyclin-dependent protein serine/threonine kinase inhibitor activity. Gene Ontology annotation, biological process: negative regulation of transcription by RNA polymerase II; negative regulation of cyclin-dependent protein serine/threonine kinase activity. Gene Ontology annotation, cellular component: nucleoplasm; nucleus; cytoplasm. The transcript has 2 exons. The record is from RefSeq and is a predicted model, not a curated record. Lineage: Eukaryota; Metazoa; Chordata; Mammalia; Chiroptera; Pteropodidae.